Podospora anserina S mat+ is the source of this 1542-nucleotide messenger RNA. RefSeq lists its product as uncharacterized. The record is from RefSeq and is a predicted model, not a curated record. The coding region runs from base 1 to 1542 and encodes 513 amino acids. Lineage: Eukaryota; Fungi; Ascomycota; Sordariomycetes; Sordariales; Podosporaceae. The transcript has a single exon.
AUGUCGACUCCUUCCGGAUCCCCGUCGCCGCUACAGGUGGCGGCCAACAGCUUUGUCGAUGAAACCAAGAUGCCCAAGGGACACUGCCGCUACAUCCUGCUUCUUCCCGAAAUCAAGGGCCAGCGAUGUGCCUGUGUGGGCUUUUCACUCAAUAAAGGCAUCCCAGGUGCCAGUUGUGACUGCGGUCACUUGGCGUGCUUCCACAACAAGGAGCCAGAAGUGGCCACAGACUCGAAGCAAGAGCUGGAACUCUUGAAGAAACGCAUUCAGCAGCUUGAGGAUCAGAUGACCAGAGGGCAGGAUGGUGUAACUGAAACUCUUGUCAGCAGGAUCAACGAAAUGGAGGAACACUUGGAAAAGAGCAAGGAAGAGUUCAGUGAACAGAUCAAGGGCACCUAUCGAAAUAUCACCAUCAGUUGGCGAUCCAUCGAGCAGGCCGAACAGAAGAGCAAGCAGCAGGAUGAACAGCUCCGCCAGAUUUAUGAAAAGUUGAGGGACCACAACGAACAACUCGAGAGGCUGGACGCUGGGCAGUUGGAACUCCGAGAUGCUGACCUGAGCCUGGAGGAGCGGAUCGAAAAUAUCACCGAGAUCUUGGAGGAAGAGGAGGAACGCCGAAGAUCAUCACCUGCCCGGCGUCCCAGAAGAAGAUCGACCUCCGACACAUCACGCCCAAACCUCCCUUUAGGGGAGGGGGCCGUCCCGUCAGACGACUAUCGUCGCCCAUUUCCGCCAACGGCCGGCCCCCGCAACCCAGGACAUGGCGAGGGCCUCGAACGAGGCGGGACCGCAGCGUUCCAACUGAUGAAACCCCUCCCCGUUUCUGCCCGGUCCACGGGCCCGUGGACAGUGCACAUUUCGCUCCUCCCGCAUGCGGGUGUGCCGAUGCCCUUCGAGCGGAACACCAACGCCUACCAGCGGUGUCUAUCCCGAGGACUCCACCGCAUGGUUGCAGUCCACGGACCCGACGCAGAGUCGUUCAACAGAGCGGUGGAGGAGGCAUUCGGCAGCUUCCUGAAGGGACGGGAGUGGAUGCCGCUGCAGGCGAAGCUCUGCGACGCCGAGACACUUCAGGGUCUUCCGAUGCUUCGUCAACUGGACCCUCAACUGAUUGAUCCAAAGAAAUACGACCAAGACUUCCUCCGCCACCAAUGCGGCGUCUGCGACUCCAACGGCAUCAUCGAUUCGCUGUACAUCGCCAUGAAAUCCCACACCAUUUCCUGGCACACCUUGAGGCAUUCCCCCGUCUUCAUGGCUGGUCUUGAGUCGUGCUGGGCAUACGACGCCCUUCUCGACAGAGACCAAUACGACGGCGACAUGGCUAUUGACGACGAGGACAGACCGGCAGCGGGCGAUAUCACCACCAUCUUGCCUCCAAUCCAACCGUCGCUCAAGAGGCCCCUCACCGAAAUGUCGCGGUCAAACAGCUUCAGUGCCGGCGCAGCCGAAGGGGAAGACACGCGAAAGAAGCGAGCAUGUCCAGUCCCGCCUCCUCCAGGCACCAUUGUCGAGAUCAGGAGGCGCGGUGUUGGGGCAGCGUGA